This is a messenger RNA of Eublepharis macularius, 944 nucleotides long. RefSeq names its product myosin light chain 4. NCBI's taxonomy places the organism in Eukaryota, Metazoa, Chordata, Lepidosauria, Squamata, Eublepharidae. The record is from RefSeq and is a predicted model, not a curated record. The transcript has 7 exons. Gene Ontology annotation, molecular function: calcium ion binding. Gene Ontology annotation, cellular component: myosin II complex. The coding region runs from base 188 to 757 and encodes 189 amino acids.
GGUGGGGCUGCUUUUUUGGAGUGCCUUCCUUUUAUAGUAAACACCAGUUGCUGUUGCCCACCCCUCUGAUGAGAGAGAGAGACCCACAGCUGAGUAUAUAAACCCUCGAAGCCUGCCUUGACUUUUGUUCCUCUGGCUUGCUGCCUUCCUGCUGCUAUCCCGCCCAGCUCCUUCACAUCCCAUCAUCAUGGCUCCUAAAAAACCAGAUCCCAAGAAGGAGGCUGCCAAGCCUGCCGCUGCACCUGCCCCUGCUCCGGAACCACCAAAAGAACCAGCCUUCGAUCCCAAGAGUGUGACCAUUGAAUUCUCUUCUGACCAGAUUGAAGAGUUCAAGGAGGCCUUCAUGCUUUUUGAUAGGACCCCAACUGGAGAGAUGAAGAUAACAUACAGCCAAUGCGGGGAUGUGAUGCGAGCCCUAGGGCAGAAUCCAACCAAUGCCGAGGUGCUGAGGGUGCUGGGGAAACCAAAGCCAGAAGAAAUGAACACAAAGAUGCUGGAUUUUGAGACCUUCCUCCCAAUGCUGCAGCACAUUGCACGAUCCAAGGACCAGGGGACUUUUGAGGACUUCGUGGAAGGGCUGCGUGUCUUUGACAAGGAAAGCAAUGGCACUGUCAUGGGUGCUGAACUGCGCCAUGUGCUUGCUACUCUAGGGGAGAAGAUGACAGAAAGUGAAGUCGAGCAGCUAAUGGCAGGGCAGGAAGACGCCAAUGGCUGUAUCAACUAUGAAGCUUUUGUCAAGCACAUCAUGUCUGGUUAAAGGUGGAAUCCUCAAAGUGCUUGGGGAGGGCAGAGAUUCCAUCCAGCAAGAAUUCCUUAUCCGGUGUCCCUUCUUCCACUCUUAAAAUCUUCAGGACAUGCCUCUGCCAAAGGAAUCUGUGUUACUACACUAGAACAACCUCUGUAUAUAAAAGAAUGCAUGCUCCGGCAUCGAUUUUAAAUCUUAA